Molecule: messenger RNA, 873 nt
Organism: Drosophila suzukii
Lineage: Eukaryota; Metazoa; Arthropoda; Insecta; Diptera; Drosophilidae
Product: CLIP domain-containing serine protease B15
Biological process (GO): proteolysis
Molecular function (GO): serine-type endopeptidase activity
Source: RefSeq, a predicted model, not a curated record
AUGAGGGUCUUCGCAGCGGGACUAUUAGCAGUAUUAGCUUCUUUGUUUUUUGGGGAUAGCGAAGGAUUGAGUUCCUUGCUUACCAAUGAGUGUGGAACAAUUAGGCAUCCCUCGAGAGUUCGACGGGUUGUGGGAGGCCAUAAUGCUGACAGAUUCGCGAAUCCGUGGAUGGUUAUGGUGAUCGGGAAUGAUACGUUCUGUGGCGGUUCGCUCAUUACCUCUCUUUUUGUCUUGACUUCAGCGAGCUGUCUUUCCUCGACGCCAAAAGAGGUUAGAUUGGGCGAAUACGACACAGAAUGCACCAGUGGGGAUUGCUUAUCCAGCCGCCUUGUCAUUAACAUUAAUGGGCAAUUUAUACACCCUCAAUACAAUUUCGGUCUAAGUACUAAAAACGACAUUGCCUUACUUCGAAUGGCCACGAAGGUUGUGUAUUCAGACUAUAUCAGGCCGAUUUGUCUGUCUGUCGAAAUGCCCUUACCUAGACCUCAUCAAAAAUUUACUGCCACUGGAUGGGGCAGGACUAGUUUUAGCGUAACAAGCCCUAUUCUACAGACAACCACUUUAAAUCUUUACGAUCGUAAACUUUGCAAUGUUAUAUUUAACCAGAAACUUGAUUCAUCGCAAUUAUGUGUUGGUAUUGAGAAAAGCGACACAUGUGCUGGGGAUUCUGGGGGUCCUUUAGCCGCCAAGAUAAAAUAUAAUAAUGUACGGAAUGGAACCAGUAGUGGGAAAACUCGUCGUACUUUCCAGUUCGGCAUUGUUAGCUUUGGAUCUUCAUCUUGUAAUGGCAUCGGUAUUUACACAAAUGUAAAUCACUAUACAAACUGGAUUGUCAACACUAUUGCUAAAGCAACAAGUCCUCGCAAGGGAUAA